Chinchilla lanigera (long-tailed chinchilla) is the source of this 1833-nucleotide messenger RNA. RefSeq names its product G protein-coupled receptor 1 (gene Cmklr2). The transcript is spliced from 3 exons. Bases 360 to 1424 code for a protein of 354 amino acids. Gene Ontology annotation, cellular component: plasma membrane. Gene Ontology annotation, biological process: inflammatory response; positive regulation of cytosolic calcium ion concentration; complement receptor mediated signaling pathway. NCBI's taxonomy places the organism in Eukaryota, Metazoa, Chordata, Mammalia, Rodentia, Chinchillidae. Gene Ontology annotation, molecular function: G protein-coupled receptor activity; complement receptor activity. The record is from RefSeq and is a predicted model, not a curated record.
CCUUUCACCUGCAAUGAGAUCAAAAUCUUGUUUUGUUUUGUUUUGUUUUGUUUUUUGCCUUUUGAGACAGAGUCUUGCUCUGCACCUCAAGCCAGCCUUGAGCUCACUUUAUAUCCCUGGCUAGUGUGGAACUUUCAAGGAUCCUCCUGGACUCAGCUUCCCAAGUGCUGGGAUUACUGGUGCGCCACCACACUGGGUUCUAAAAGUGGUGUUCUACUGAAGUGGCUGGACAGUGUAUUGAAUCCAGGCGUGCUCUGCUGCUGAGCUAUAGGGUAUCAUUAAAUCAUUCAGAUGGGUCUCAAAUUUCGAUCAUCGGGCCUCAUCCGUCCAGAUUUCUUCCUUGUCUGCCUAGCAAGGUCAUGGCAGAGCUGGAGGAGGCAGUGUAUGAAGAACUGAACUACUCCUAUGCACUGGAGUAUUAUUCUCAGGAGCCGGAGUUGGAGGAGGAAGUGCCCCUGGGAGCUGUGCACUGGCUCUCCCUGCUGCUGUGUGGUUUGGCAUUUAUUCUGGGAAUCCCAGGAAAUGCCAUUGUCAUCUGGCUCACCGGGUUCAAGUGGAAGAAGACAGUCACCACACUCUGGUUCCUUAAUCUGGCUAUUGCGGAUUUCAUUUUUGUUCUCUUUCUGCCGCUGUACAUCUCCUACGUGGCCAUGCAUUUCCACUGGCCCUUUGGCACUUGGCUGUGCAAAGCCAACUCCUUCAUCGGUCAGCUGAACAUGUUCUCCAGCGUUCUCUUCCUGACUGUCAUCAGCCUGGACCGCUACAUCCACUUGAUCCAUCCCAUCCUGUCUCAUAGGCAUCGAACCCUGCAAAAUACCGUGGUUGUUGUCAUAGCUGUCUGGCUUUUAGCAUCUCUCAUUGGGGGCCCAGCCCUGUACUUCCGGGACACUCUGGAGCUCAAUAACCGCACCCUUUGCUAUAACAAUUUCCACGAGCACGACCCCGAUCUCAUUGUGAUGAGGCACCAUGUUCUGACCUGGGUGCGAUUCAUCCUUGGCUACCUUUUCCCUUUGCUGACACUGAGCAUUUGCUAUUUGUGUCUCAUCAUUAAGGUAAAGAAGCGAAGCAUCCUGAUUUCCAGUAGGCAUUUCUGGACAAUCCUGGCUGUGGUCAUAGCCUUCUUAAUUUGCUGGACUCCUUAUCACCUCUUUUCCAUUUGGGAGCUCACCAUUCAUCACAAUAGCUCCUCUCACCGGGUGCUGCAGGCAGCGGUCCCCCUCUCCACUGGCUUGGCAUUCCUCAAUAGUGGCUUGAACCCCAUGCUUUACGUCCUAAUUAGUAAAAAGUUCCAAGCUCCCUUCCGGUCCUCAGUUGCAGAAAAGCUAAAGUCCACACUGUGGGAGGUCAGCUGCUCCGGCACAGUCAGUGAACAGCUCAGGACCUCUGAAACCAAGAACAUGUCCUUCGUGGAGACAGCUCAGUGACUUACUGCUUUCCCAAAACUGGGGUGAGGUUUUGGAGCAACUCUCCUGACAAAUACUUCCAAAUGAAAUUUGCUUUUAGGAUUUAGAGCUGACCACAUUUGUGUUUAUUUUUGGUCAGUUUAUUGGCCUCACAUUUUUGUGUGAGUAUAAAACUCUGGCAGGAUAUGCAUAUUUUUCCUCUGGAAGCAAAACUGAUCUGUCACUCUUGCUAAUUAUCCCACAGUGGACUAUCACCACUGUGAAAAUAGUCCCAGUUUUUAAAAAAAAUAAUUUUAAAGCCUCAAUCUUAAAUAUGUGACUAAUGUGCCAGAUGUGGGGAUGCAGUUUUGUAAUCCCAGGUAUCUGGGAGGCUGAGGUAGGAAGAUCACAAAUUCUAGGCCAGUCUGAGCAAUUUAGGGAGAACCUAUCU